This is a messenger RNA of Diabrotica balteata, 2062 nucleotides long. Lineage: Eukaryota; Metazoa; Arthropoda; Insecta; Coleoptera; Chrysomelidae. The record is from the annotation of a GenBank genome assembly.
CUGUCAAUACUGGGUUUGUCUGUUUUUCUGUUUUUAUUUAAAGGGUUUUGGUUGUGGUUGGUUUCUAUGUUUAAAAUAAUAAUAUAAACUUAAUUAAUGCAAAAAAAUGUCACAGCUGGAAUUAAACUCUAGUAGUGAAAACAACAUACAAGAAAUCGAAUUGAGAAGAGAGUUAGAACGUGAAUUGAAGAAUAAAAGACAAUGUACAUAUCAACCUUAUGAAUGUAGCCAGUUGUGUUUGGAUAAUUAUCAAUAUUGCAUGAAACAUAUUCUUAAUGAUAAGAGUGCUCCAUUUAAACAAUGUUCAUUUACAUAUAAUACUAAUGGUAAAAAAUGCAAUUUACCUGCUCCAAGAAGUGAUAAAAAGGAUUUUGGUUACUGUAGUGAACAUGCAUUGAAAGUUACUCUGACUAGGAAUAGACAAAACUCGAAGCAUCCUCUACCAUGUACUGCUGAAGUAUUGUUAAGUUCUUUGUCACAUUAUGUUUACAAACCAAGAAAUAGAAAUAGUUCAUCCAGUACCCACCAUUCUGAUGAUGAUAGAGUUACUCCUGAUUCUGAAUUGAAGUCUGCUAAAUGUUUUGAUCCAUUUGUUGAUAUUGAUGCCAGCAUGGUUCAGAGUGAAAAGUGUAGCCGCAUAUUGGAUGUUUGCAGUGAAUCAGAAAGUGAUAUCGAGCCUUCAACAUUAUCUUCCAUAUGGCCAGACAUCCAGGCUGAUAGUUCUGAUGACGAAAGCAUUGAUUCUGAAAAUGAAGAUCUUUUAAAGCAUGCCAAUGUGUAUACAGCUGAAGAAAUUACUUUACUAGCCAGAGAUAAACUAAUAAAGUUGCAGUCAUUGUAUAUUGAACAAUAUAGAUAUCUACAAUAUUUACUAACAAAGAAAAGAAGAAAGUAUUUGCAUUCAUUGAAACGAGAGAAAGAAACAUGUUGUAAUAUUUAUAAUCAAGUGCGUGAUAAUCCAAAGGAACAGAGGUUGUAUAAAAAAUUAAAGGCGUUAUAUAACUAUCAAAAGUGCCAUGGUACUGAUGCCAUAUUAAGUAAAAGGUUAAGAGAUCUUAGAGUAAAGUUGGCAACUGACGGAGCUUCGAAGAGUAGUUUCUAUUCGAAAUGUAUAUUCACUGAAGGUGGAGUUAAAUGUGGUGAACGGUCUUUACCUCUAGCCAAACAUUGUCAAAAACAUAUUCUUGAGGAUAACAAUCAAGUUUUGUUUCGAGCUUGCGGCAAAAUGACAGCUGACAUUGAAUGUCCCACGCCCAUAGUGGCUAUGGACGACGCCACUUGUCCCCUCCACAUGGAUGUUCCUCUGUUGAGAUCUUAUGGUCAAAUAAGAAAAGAUUCAGAGUCGGACGCAGACGAUACAGCUGACAUGAACUUCAAUCAGACCACCUCACAAAUGCCGGAAAACAUUAAAGACGAAUUUAUCACCUACGAACCUCCCGAAAUACCAAAAAUGGAAUCCCUUCCAUCGAUGUUGUUCGAAGAAACUCUUCAAAAUGUACCGACGAAGCCGACAUCUUCGAACAUAUUCAGUAUCGACUUUUCGGCUCUGUCAGAACAAGCCAAAGAAACGAAGAUCGAAGAUGUGAAAAUGGAAGAUAGCGUUACAGAGGACAAUUCUGCUACGAUAACCGCCGAAAGCGAAAAAAUGGAUAUGACGAUCAGUAACGAUGCAACAGAGAAUUCAGUCUUGGACAAUGAGAGUAUGGUUGUAGAAGAAGUUGUGGAAGAGACAGUAACUUUUGACUUUCCCAAAAAUAUUGGUGCCGAAUAUGUGCAAAAUAGUGGCGAAUCUGAGAUGAGAGCCGUUGAUGCGUUACUUAAAGCAGCCGAGAUGAUAAACGAUCAAAGCAAACUUGAGGCCAAUCUUCCCACUACACAAGACUAUACUGAUGCCAAUACAGAAAAAUCUACCACGAAUGAGACGGCGGAAGUUGAUGGAAAUACAGCUACUCACAGUACAGAAGUGUCAGAGAAGUUACCCAAAUAAAUUAGAUGGAUAAACAAUUUUGUUGUUUUUAGAUUUUACAUUGUAUUCGUUGAAAUAAAAAAGUUUGAACCCUUA